AUUUCCAAAGAAAUGAUGGCUUCAAAGAUGAAGGACCGCAAGAGAACGCCGGUGUCACACAAAGUGAUCGAGAAGAGGAGGAGAGAUCGUAUUAACCGCUGUCUAAAUGAACUCGGCAAAACCGUCCCCAUGGCUCUGGCCAAACAGAACUGUGGGAAGCUGGAGAAGGCAGAGAUUUUAGAGAUGACUGUACAAUACCUGCGCGCUCUGCACUCAGCCGACUUCCCUCGCGGGAGAGAAAAAGGAGAGCUCCUGAGCGAGUUCGCCAACUAUUUCCACUACGGCUACCACGAGUGCAUGAAGAACCUGGUGCACUACCUGACCACAGUGGAGCGAACAGAGACCAAAGACAACAAAAACGCACGCAUUCUGGCCUUCCUGCAGUCCAAGGUGGUUUCAGAGCCCGUGUUCGGGUCACGCUACGAGUCCGCGUUCUCCUCGCCCGAGCCCGUAGACUUCCUGUGUCAGCUACGUUCUCCGCCAGAGUGCCACCAGAACCCGAGCGAACCUGUCUUCCAGCAGAGCCACAGCGGGCAUUUAUCCUGGCAUGGCUCGGCGCUCAGCUACCCGCAGCAGCACGGACUGGACCAUCACCAUUACAUGAACUUCAUGAGCCACUCCUUGCACACAACGCCACAUGCCGCUUUGUAG
Tachysurus vachellii is the source of this 651-nucleotide messenger RNA. RefSeq names its product helt bHLH transcription factor (gene helt). Gene Ontology annotation, cellular component: nucleus. The record is from RefSeq and is a predicted model, not a curated record. The transcript is spliced from 4 exons. The coding region runs from base 13 to 651 and encodes 212 amino acids. Gene Ontology annotation, biological process: regulation of transcription by RNA polymerase II; anterior/posterior pattern specification; regulation of neurogenesis. Lineage: Eukaryota; Metazoa; Chordata; Actinopteri; Siluriformes; Bagridae. Gene Ontology annotation, molecular function: RNA polymerase II cis-regulatory region sequence-specific DNA binding; DNA-binding transcription factor activity, RNA polymerase II-specific; protein dimerization activity.